UAUACAAAAAUAGCAUUAUACAUGUUAUAUAGAUAUCAGGUUUUGAACAUGAAUGUAAUUUUGCUUCCUGAGCCUCUGGUUAGGGUUUCGAACACAAAUAUUAAUGUAACAAAAGUUAAAUAACUUUCUUUUUUCUUCCUGUCAUCACAAUUUUGCAACACAAUUUUAUGACACCUUGAUAAUAGCUAGUAUUGUGGGUUUUUUUCUAAGUGGAAUGCAAGCACACAAUUCUUGUAAUUUCUCCUUUGCGAGCUUUAAUGCAGGAUCAGGUGCAAUCACUGAAUGCCCACAAUGUGAAAGCUAGAGCUCUUUUGGACACCACUUCAUUGGAAGAACUUGAAGGUAGCAGCAUUUUAUUUUCCUCCCCUGAAGCUGCAGUAUUGCCGAAAUGGAAGAAAAUAAUUAGGAAAACAGCUAUUUCAGUUGUUGUGUUUGAUGAGGCUCACUGCAUAUCACAAUGGGGUCUUGACUUUAGACCAGACUACCGAAAGGUAUCCACACUGCAGAGUUGGCUGUCUGCUCCAACUCUUGUGUUGACUGCCACUGCUACAGCAGAUAUCCAGAAAGACAUAUAUGAAGUGUUGGGGAUGACCGAGGACAGCACUAAAGUCAUUGCUCUUUUACCAGACAGACAGUUGUGAAUAUUGAUGAGGAAUAUGCCACAAAAUCUUAUCCUCCAUUUCAUUAAAAAAUGGUAUCCUUUUGCAAAGUAUUCUUUCAACAAGCACUGUCAUCUGUGACCUUAAGUCCACUUCAUCUAAUUCACAGGGAAGCAAUUUGAACAGAGGAAUAUUCAGAAUAUCAUCUGGAGAGGGUUGUUCAUCACUGAGGUGAAGAGUGUUGAUGCGAUCUAAGGCUGCAUAUGCUUGCAUCAUAUUGAACAUCUUAUUCUUUUUGUCCCUUGUCUGGUGCCUGACUGUAGUUUUUUGAUUAACGUUAUCAAAGCAGACAGAAAAACAUGGUUUUCCUGGAAUAAAGGCAGAUAUCAGUGGAAAGAACAUUCAUAGAAAGUCUGCUUCACAAAUGUUAUAUUUGUGUGUUUCAAUAAUUAUAAAAUAUUCAGACUUUAAACAAAACAUUACCUCGAGGUUCUGAUACGUUGUCAGAAGACGUGCUUAACCUACUACUUGGGUCAUCAGAAUCACUAGUUAAUGAUGGCCUCCUAAGUAGUGGAAUGACAGGUUGACGCAUAGGUGACUGAGAAUGUCGCACAGGUGAUUGAGCAGGUGUGUCCACUGACAUUGGUGUUGAGCUCUCUGCAUAUGGAAUAGUGUCUGCUGUGGAAAUAUCUGAUGGUAGGAGUAAAUGAUCCGUGAUUGAACUUCGCCAUUCAAAGACUGUAGAAUCAAAAUUUCUCCUGAUCCUGUCUACUGCAUUCAUAGUACCAUGAAUACCAACACACAGUCCCAAAUGAUUGAAUCGGCUAAACAACUAAAAUGACAAAACACAUGUUUUUGAACACUGAAAUGAAUUCAGUUACUGAUAAUAAUUAACAUAUUAAUUUCCAUAUACAUGCUUCUCCUAAUGAAAUAUAUUGCAACUUUAUUAUUUUAUUUAAUUUCUAUUUUACCUGACGUUUACAACUUGCAAGCCACAUUUGUAGGGCAUUUAACUCCUGCAAGUUUGCCAUUUUCUUCGGUUUUGUUUGGUAUGCCAGAAUGGACAUGACUGUGCCUAUGGUAGGUGCAGCUGAAAUAUGGGGUCUACCUCGUAGUGUCAUUGUCUCCAUUGUUCCUUUUGAUGUCAGAGCGCCAAGUAAACAAGCAGUGAGUAGAGGACAAUGCACCUUCAUCUCAUCAAGGAAAUCAUUCCAUCUAAACUCUUUCCACUGUUGAAUUCCUUUAUGUGCCCCAAACUUUGAAUUACUUUGUUUCAAGAAAAUUCCCAUCUCAUCCUGAACAGCCUCUUUAGUGAGGGAGUAGAUAGCUUUCAGGGCUCCAGAUCUUGUGCUCAUUAGCAGUUUUAAUCCCCUCCUAUACUGUCGCAGUCUGAGAUAAGUCAAUGCCCUAUUGACAUCUACCUCUGCCUUUGUUAGCUAAAAAAUAUUGAUAUUCUAUAUUAUGAGAUUGAUCACUGAACAUUAUCUUCACCUUUUAUUAUGUCAGUAUGUUAAAUGAACAAAAUGUGUUUUUGAAACAGUAUCAUAUUUUGUACUUAUCUGAACAUUUAACUUAGAUGCAUGACAUUAUGUUUCAAAACAAGCAUAUACUGUUUA
Ostrea edulis (European flat oyster) is the source of this 2215-nucleotide messenger RNA. Its product is annotated as probable ATP-dependent DNA helicase RecS. Gene Ontology annotation, cellular component: cytoplasm; chromosome. The record is from RefSeq and is a predicted model, not a curated record. NCBI's taxonomy places the organism in Eukaryota, Metazoa, Mollusca, Bivalvia, Ostreida, Ostreidae. Gene Ontology annotation, biological process: DNA recombination; DNA repair. The transcript has 4 exons. Gene Ontology annotation, molecular function: ATP binding; 3'-5' DNA helicase activity; four-way junction helicase activity. Bases 258 to 641 code for a protein of 127 amino acids.